Messenger RNA from Penicillium riverlandense, 924 nucleotides. RefSeq names its product retinol dehydrogenase 12. Bases 1 to 924 code for a protein of 307 amino acids. Lineage: Eukaryota; Fungi; Ascomycota; Eurotiomycetes; Eurotiales; Aspergillaceae. The transcript is spliced from 3 exons. The record is from RefSeq and is a predicted model, not a curated record.
AUGCCGUCGAGCGUUCAAAAGGACGCCGCAUUCGAGACCACAUUCAAAGGUUUCCUGCGUCGGCAACGCACAGCACCCACGCCUCUACCCCCUGAUCUGCGCGUUACGAAUCAAACCGCCAUCGUCACAGGGAGUAAUGUGGGCCUAGGCCUGGCAGCGUCCCGGCAGCUGCUGAAGCUGGGCCUCUCCCAUCUGAUCAUGGGUGUGCGCUCACAAGCCAAAGGCGAUGCAGUAGCGAGUCAACUACGCAAGGAGUUCCCAAGUUCGACGGUAUCCGUCUGGAUCCUCGAUAUGGCAUCAUAUGGCUCUAUCUGCAAGUUCGCAGAGCAGUGCGCAUCUCUGCCACGCAUUGACAUCGCCAUCCUUAAUGCCGGCCUCAUGGUACCCACGUACACGACUGUCGCGGCCACGGGUCACGAGCUUACGAUGCAGGUCAACUAUCUAUCGACGGCACUUUUGGCCAUGCUGCUCAUCCCGACGAAGGGUCCAAUCCUACCGCAGUUUGACAAUCCCAAAGCCUUCGGCCAGUUCCCUGCGUACGCGAACGCGAAGAUGCUGCUCAUGUUUUUCGUCACCAAACUUGCCGAGCGAGUCAAGCCAAGCGAUGUUCUGAUAAACCUGGUCAAUCCUGGCAUGACUAAAGGAACAUCCUUGGGCCACGACAACAACGUGAUCGCCAAGAAGAUCUUCGGUGUUGCUCAGUAUUUCCUGGCAAGAUCGCUCGACGUCGGUGCUUCUGUAUACCUCGACGCGGCUUUGACUCGAGGCGCUGAGAGCCACGGAAGCUUCGUCAGUGAUUGGGCCAUCAAACCAUUUCCAUCGGUUUGGUACACGGAAGAAGGGCGGGAGCUUGGAGCAAGACUGCUGGAUGAGACUAUGAAAGAGUUGAAGCCUGCCGGUGCUUCGCUGCCUGAAAUAUCAUAG